AAAUCCUGUGGGUUUCCCAAUACAAAGCAGGGAGAAGCAAAACCAUGGGCAGUUUUCUGUCCGCCCAAACAAAACCUGCCAUUCUAAAACCGGCUGCUCCGCUCUCUGUAUAUAGUCUGUCCUUAUCUAUCCGUUCACUCAAUCUAAUGCAUUUCCCACCAUUUCCCUCUCUCUCUCCCUCUCUCUCUCUCUCUCUCUCUCUGUGUUGUGGAUUCUGUAUCUGCAGGAAGGCAAUCAUCGGUCUGGGCAGCUUCAGGACUUGGUGAUGUGACAAUUGGAUUCCAAUCUUUCGGAUUUUAGCGAUUUGGGCAGUUUCCUUUACUGGGUUUUGUUCAAAUUUAUCUAUUGAAUUAGCGGGUAUGCUUUCACCCACUUCCCUGAAUGUUUUCCUCAGCCAGUAGGCGGUGACAAUUUUUCUCACCUGGGUGUUUGUGUUUGUCUUCAAGAGAGAACAACCUUUGAUAACCAGUCUUAGUUUCCGAUGGAACCAAAUGGUUUAGGUGGCGGGAUGUUUCCUAACAUUGGUUCUGGGAUGCUAGGAUUAGAACUGCCUCUGCAGCAUCAACAACAAAAAAGCCCCACAAACGCACAAAACCCUCACCACCACCUCCACCCUUCCCACCUCCUCCACCCCCACCAACCAUCACAAUCUCAGCAAUCCGCGAAAUACCCAUUUGCCCCCAAACCCAAGAUAUCUGUGCCGGCCCUCAGUGAUGAAGACGAGCCUGGUUUUGCUGCCGACGACAGCAACUCCGGGGAUGCCAAGAGAAAAAUGUCACCGUGGCAGAGAAUGAAGUGGACAGACACCAUGGUGAGGCUGCUGAUAAUGGCGGUGUAUUACAUCGGCGACGAAGCUGGGUCCGAAGGGACCGAUCCAACGGGGAAGAAGAAGACUGCGGGGUUGUUGCAGAAGAAAGGGAAGUGGAAAUCUGUUUCUCGGGCUAUGAUGGAGAAGGGGUUCUAUGUGUCUCCGCAGCAGUGCGAGGACAAGUUCAAUGACUUGAACAAGAGGUAUAAAAGAGUGAAUGAUAUUCUUGGGAAAGGUACGGCUUGCAAGGUAGUGGAAAACCAGAGCUUGUUGGAGACGAUGGACUUGUCACCUAAGAUGAAAGAAGAGGUUCGGAAGUUGCUGAAUUCGAAGCACUUGUUUUUCAGGGAAAUGUGCGCGUACCACAAUAGUUGCAGUCACGGGGUUGCUGGUGGAGGAGCAAGUCCGUCGCCGGAGGUCGCCACUGAGCCAUCUCAUACUCAGCAGCAGCAGGCUCAACAGCAACGGUGCUUCCAUUCGUCGGAGAAUGCGGUUAUGGCGGCUGAGAGGUCGAAAAUUGGUGGAGAGGAGGAGGAGGAUUAUGAGGAGGAUGAUGAUGAUUCUGAUGAGGAAGAGGACGAGGAUGGAGUGGAAAGCGGUUCCAACGAUGAGGGGUGUUCGAGGAAAAGAUCAAGAAAGGGAAUGUUUUGUAUAUCGUCGCAGUUAAUGCAGCAACUGAGCGGCGAGGUGAUGAGCGUGCUGCACGAUGUGGGGAAGAGCCCGUGGGAGAAAAAGCAGUGGAUGAGGGCGCGGAUGUUACAGCUGGAGGAGCAGCAAGUGAGCUACCAAGGUCAGGCGUUUGAGCUAGAGAAGCAGCGGUUGAAGUGGGUGAAGUUUAGCAGCAAGAAGGAGAGGGAGAUGGAGAAAGCUAAGCUUGAGAACGAGCGGAGAAGGCUUGAGAAUGAGAGGAUGGUUUUGCUUGUCCGCCAGAAAGAGAUGGAGUUGCUUCAUCUUCAACAACCACAGCAACAGCUACAACAUUCUUGUAACAAGCUGGGUGAACCAUCCUCUGUUACUGGUUGAAUUGUUGUAUAGCUUAGAUUACAAGAUAGGUUAGGUAGACCAAAAAAAAAAAAAAUUGUUUUGUCUUGUUCAGUUUGGAUUUUCCAAAUUUUGUUGUGAAUUUGGGUAGUUCUGUAUGUAUUCAGGCUCUUGUUCCUCCA
Molecule: messenger RNA, 1971 nt
Organism: Alnus glutinosa
Lineage: Eukaryota; Viridiplantae; Streptophyta; Magnoliopsida; Fagales; Betulaceae
Exons: 1
Coding region: 482-1831 (449 amino acids)
Source: RefSeq, a predicted model, not a curated record